Messenger RNA from Microbotryum saponariae, 177 nucleotides. Lineage: Eukaryota; Fungi; Basidiomycota; Microbotryomycetes; Microbotryales; Microbotryaceae. The record is from the annotation of a GenBank genome assembly.
AUGGAAGUCGACGAUGAUAACACAAACCGCCUACGAAAUGCGAGAAGCGAGAUACGAGGCGUUGUCCACCAAUCCGAUACUGGCGAGGUUUUUUUUUGUAUGAAACUCAUCGCUAAUUUGCAAGACGAGAAAACCCCCUACGGAACUAAAGGAGAUGCUGCCCAGUAUGCACGAUGA